UGUUCUUUCGUCUGUGUGUACUUUGAUCAUACAUAGAAUCUCAAGAUGACUGGUCGUGGUAAGGGAGGAAAGGGAUUGGGAAAAGGAGGUGCGAAGCGGCACAGGAAGGUUCUUCGUGAUAACAUCCAGGGUAUCACCAAGCCGGCCAUUCGUCGUUUGGCGCGACGUGGCGGUGUGAAGCGUAUUUCCGGCUUAAUCUACGAAGAAACUCGCGGUGUCUUGAAGGUGUUCCUCGAGAACGUGAUCCGCGAUGCUGUCACCUACACUGAGCACGCCAAGAGGAAGACCGUAACUGCCAUGGAUGUCGUAUACGCCCUGAAACGACAAGGCAGAACUCUGUACGGUUUUGGAGGUUAAGAACUGUGGAUCGCUACAACAUUAUCAAUCGGCCCUUUUCAGGGCCACAAAUGACUCAAACGUUUGGUACAAUUUCUAUUCGCUACAUAUUUCCUUUCCCAUUAAUAUAAAGUAAAUUAUAUGAUGUAUCAUUGGAGUGUUCAUUCCCUGAAAAAAACAAAAUCUAGAACUAUGAAAAAUUUCUUAUUAAAAUUCUCUAAUAAUUUUGCUCUUAUACUGUAAUCAAUGUACAAUGUGAAUUGUGUUUAAAAUAUAUAUCUCUCAAUUUAUAUAUAUUCA
Molecule: messenger RNA, 636 nt
Organism: Cataglyphis hispanica
Lineage: Eukaryota; Metazoa; Arthropoda; Insecta; Hymenoptera; Formicidae
Product: histone H4
Exons: 1
Coding region: 46-357 (103 amino acids)
Biological process (GO): nucleosome assembly
Cellular component (GO): nucleosome
Molecular function (GO): DNA binding; structural constituent of chromatin; protein heterodimerization activity
Source: RefSeq, a predicted model, not a curated record